Trematomus bernacchii (emerald rockcod) is the source of this 3860-nucleotide messenger RNA. It is a transcript of the gene man1a2, whose product is annotated as mannosidase, alpha, class 1A, member 2. The transcript is spliced from 14 exons. Gene Ontology annotation, molecular function: mannosyl-oligosaccharide 1,2-alpha-mannosidase activity; calcium ion binding. Gene Ontology annotation, biological process: carbohydrate metabolic process; N-glycan processing. The record is from RefSeq and is a predicted model, not a curated record. Lineage: Eukaryota; Metazoa; Chordata; Actinopteri; Perciformes; Nototheniidae. Gene Ontology annotation, cellular component: endoplasmic reticulum; extracellular exosome; Golgi membrane. Bases 427 to 2373 code for a protein of 648 amino acids.
UCCGUCGCUGCAGUCCCACAGAGCGGCUACUCAUCAACAUCCUCUCGGUGUCCCCGGAGCUGUGUACCGCUAUGUGGCUCUAAACCGACUGUUCAAACUGGAGCAGGCUUUACCACGACGAGGACGAAUGUGGAUUUGAGGACACCUGCAAACAGGGACUUAUUCUUCCAAAAGACGGACCGGGAAUCCUCUUUUUCACCGAGCAAAUGAGAAAGAAUCGUCAUGACCCUUUUCCCUUGGACCUGUCACUCCUUCACUGACGGACCUCUGCCCUUUUUGGUUUCUGGACUUAUUAUUACCGGGAUGAGAUAAUAAAGUCAUCCAGCUCGUGCAUGCUGCUACAACAACACCUGUGGCACUUGUAAACCCACCUUGCCCUGCCCCCCUAACCCCUCCCCAAGCUAAGAUCAAGUCAACAGUUGAACCAUGACGACACCAGCUCUCCUGCCUCUGUCGGGCCGCAGGAUACCCACUCUGUCUCCGGGAGCCUCCUCUUUCCCGCAUCACAGGGCCACGCUGAGGCUCUCCGAGAAGUUCAUCCUCCUCCUCAUUCUCAGUGCCUUCAUCACCUUGUGCUUCGGGGCCUUCUUCUUCUUACCGGACAACUCCAAGCACAAGCGCUUCGACUUGGGUUUGGAGGAUGUGCUCAUCCCUCAUAUUGACUCGCCCAAAGAGGGAAAGCACGCCUCUGGACAGGUGGUCAUUCAUGGACAAGGGGCACAUGACGAGCACAGGCACAGGGAGGAGGAGGAGAGCCUGCGGGACAAGAUCCGAGCAGACCACGAGCGAGCACUGCAGGAGGCCAAGGAGAAGCUGAGGAAGUCACGUGAAGAGCUGCAGGCUGAGAUUCAGACUGAGAAAAACAAAGUAAUGGAGGAACUGAAAAAGAAGGAUGCGGGGCCUAAACCUUUGCCUCCCGUCCCCAUGCCAAAAGUGGUGGGUGUCAGCGAUGGUGAGCCUGCAGAGCCGGACGUCAAGGAGAAACGAGACAAGAUCAGAGAGAUGAUGAAGCAUGCAUGGGACAGCUACAGGCAGUACGGCUGGGGUCACAACGAGCUGAAGCCCCUCGCCAAGAAAGGACAUUCCACAAAUAUCUUUGGCAAUUCCCAGCUGGGGGCGACCAUUGUGGACGCGUUGGACAGCCUCUACAUCAUGGGUCUGCACGACGAGUUCAAGGACGGCCAGGAGUGGAUCGAACAGAAUCUGGACUUUGGAGUGAAUGCCGAGGUGUCUGUGUUUGAGGUCAACAUUCGUUUCAUAGGAGGACUGCUGGCCGCCUACUACCUCUCUGGACAGGAAAUGUUCAAGCUGAAGGCGGUGCAGCUAGCAGAGAAGCUGCUCCCGGCCUUCAACACCCCCACCGGGAUCCCCUGGGCCAUGGUCAACCUGAAGAGUGGUGUUGGGCGUAACUGGGGCUGGGCGUCGGCCGGCAGCAGCAUCCUGGCAGAGUUUGGGACUCUGCACAUGGAGUUCGUUCACCUCACCUACCUGACAGGAAACCCCGCCUACUACCAGAAGGUGAUGCACAUCAGGAAGCUGCUCGCCAAAAUGGACCGACCCAACGGACUGUAUCCAAACUACCUGAACCCUCGGACGGGGCGCUGGGGACAACAUCACACCUCAGUUGGAGGACUUGGGGACAGUUUCUACGAGUACCUGCUGAAGGCAUGGCUCAUGUCCGACAAGACCGAUACAGAAGCCCGCAAAACCUACGAUGAAGCCAUUGAGGCUAUCGAGCGGCACCUGAUACGCAAAUCCAACGGCGGUCUGACGUUUAUCGGCGAGUGGAAGAACGGCCACCUGGAGAGGAAGAUGGGGCACCUGGCGUGCUUCGCCGGCGGCAUGUUUGCUUUGGGCGCCGACGGCUCGCCUGACGAUAAGGCCGGACACUACCUGCAGCUCGGGGCCGAGAUCGCUCACACCUGCCACGAGUCCUACGACCGGACAGUGUUGAAGCUGGGCCCGGAGGCCUUUAAGUUCGACAGCGGCCUGGAGGCGGUGGCCGUGCGGCAGAACGAGAAAUACUACAUCCUGCGGCCGGAGGUCAUCGAGACGUACUGGUACAUGUGGAGGUUCACCCACGAUCCCAAAUAUCGCCAGUGGGGCUGGGAGGCAGCGCAGGCCAUUGAUAAGUACUGCAGGGUGAGUGGAGGUUUCUCCGGGGUGAAGGACGUCUACUCCUCCAACCCGACCUACGACGACGUGCAGCAGAGCUUCUUCCUGGCCGAGACGCUAAAGUAUCUGUACCUGCUGUUCUCCAGCGACGACCUGAUGCCCUUUGACAGUUGGGUUUUCAACACGGAGGCUCACCCGCUGCCUGUGCUCCACCUGGGCAACAUCACCCUGCCUGGCAGCGAUCCGUCUCAGCAGUGAACAGGAAGUGUUGUUCUCCUCCACAGCAGCAGGGGGCGCCACCUGUCUGAACGACAAACAACCCACCAACACUGGACACAGUUACAUUCAGCUCCACAGACUCUCUACUGCUUCUGGACUGCAGACAUCAACCAGAGGAAUGAUGGAGAGCCUCCCGAGGGGACGUAGAGACCCUCUCUCUUCUUCUAUGUUUUACUCUUUGACUCUCUCUCUGUCUUCUCUGAAAGACGGCGUUUUUUGCUGCUCAGCCUCGCGACUGGCUUGAACUGACUCUGAAGGACCGAGCUCUAAUACAGGCUCGAUUUGUUUGUUUUUUUGUUAUUAUUUUUUAGUGACCAAACUCUACUCCCAUACAGACUCAAGCUGAGGCAUUAUGGGUUUUCUGUGAAGGAUUACAGUCAGUUUGACACUGUACUGAUGGAAGUGUGUUUGUUUCUCUUCCAGACUGACUGACUUGAGGACUUUACAGGGUCUGUUGAUGUGUUUUUUUUUGUUUGGACUCAUGGGGACACAGGGUUGAAUGAAAGCCCUUCGCUUCUCCCUGAACCCUCCUCUUACUCGUCUUACUCCACUUCCUGUUUAAUCUUCAUCUGAUGGACUUUGACCUGGAACUAUUAGCAGCUCGUCACAUCAUCAGUGCGAGGGCGGGUUGUAUCUCCUCCUCCUUUUACUCCUCUAAUCAUCCUUUUUUCAGAACAGUGGACCAUUGUAAGUGAACAGUAACUCCACCUGGACAGCAGCAGCUUCUCCAUCUUCUCUCUCCACACCUCGACAUCUUUCCAGUUCCUCUCCCAGAUAUUAACGUCACCGAGUGCUGCUACAUUUGUUCAUUUUCCGCCACCUUUUUCUGAUCAUACAAUAGUUCCUGUCCAUUUAUCCCCUCAAUUUGUUCUCUUAUUUCUCGCCUUCUCAUAACACAUUUUUGAAGGAUCCAGUAAUGCUUCUGUAUGAGUAUGAGUGUCUGUGUGUGUGUGUGUGUGGGUGUGUGUGGGUAAGAUAACCUCUGCUGUAAAUCAUUGAUUUGUGCACUUUGUAUGGGAAGACUUUGAAGAAGAGAGAAAUAGAAGUGUAGCACUGAAAGAGCUGAAUAUAGGCUCCCUGCUGAGCUCCCAGCAUGCAGCAGUCGCUCCGUAUAUCACGUAAAUUGUAUGAACUAUACCGUUCUCAACCACUUAUUUUUUACAUUCCUGCUUUAAUUGUCUCUUCGCUUCUCAUUCCUUCUCUUCUCUUGUCCAUUGUAACCUUCAUACUCCUUAACUAAAACAAAACAUAUGAACACUCUUGAGGAUUUGUUUCUGAGGUUUUCCAGAAAAGGCUAAUUUAAAAAACAUUCAUUUAAUAAUGUCCAAGUUUUUGGAUAAUCUCUAAAUCACAAAACAGUUUGAGCUUUUGAGAAAUAUAUAUCACCUGUUAAAUGUACAUUAUAAAGCUGCAAGCAUGUCCCCUUUGGGUUUAUUGUUCAGUAAACAAUCAUGACGAAUAACUAC